AGAGAAAAAAAUAAACUAAAAGUGUUGUAUUUCGUUCGAGUUGAAUUCAGUUAUUAUGUUUUGUUUCCGUGGAGGAGCACAACGAAAAUUGUUUCGCUUUGAAAUUGCGUUAAAUGAAUUGGUUGGAGAGCUGGUGCCGCUGUUAUUGCAACGGUUCACAUAUCCAAGACCUGGAUACGAUUUUAUUGGUUGUGGUUGACGCUGCGCUCGUGAAUAUUGGUUUGUAAUGAUAUGUGUGCCGUCGUCACAUGUACGUUGUUAUGAUUUUUUUUCUUCUUCUGUGUUUUCAUUUCGGCAACGAUGUUGUGUUAUGGAUGUAUUUCGGUAUGGAUUGGCUGUGUUGUUGUUAUGAUGAAAUAAUACAAGACCAGAGAGCAAACUGUACUGGUGCUAUUGUCGUGGUAUAACAUAGAGAACGAAUGACACACGCUCACACAAGCACCAUACACCAUCAUCCAAAUCCAGACAAAAAACAAUCGGUCGGUUUCAUUCGCUCACCAACCCGUACACACAGGACGAAUGAAUCGAACGCGAACGCGACCGCUGUGGCUCGUUUGGCUCAUUUUGUCAGUACACUUUUAUAUGCAGCGGUGUAAAUAACUCGAAAUUGUGUUUACAACCGACGACCAAUUGCUUAUAUCGCUAUAAUACAAUUGUACAUAACACUAAAUGCGAUUCCAUCACAAAGACUCUCUCCGUGUUUGUUGCAGACACGCAUCGAAUCAGAAUCAAUUUUACUGAAAACAAGGAACACAAUUUCAUUGUUGUUGUUGUUGUUUUUUUUUGCGAAUCGCAAUUCGCCAAAAUAAAGAUACGAAAACAAAAACAACGUUUGGAGGAAUACGAAUACGAAUUUAGUGCAAUUUAUACAAGUUUACUUUCGGUGCGAACUAAAUUCAAAACAUUCAAUGUUGAUUGAUCGGCAGUCCACUAAUUUGUUGUUCGAUUUGGUCUGUGAGAAAUUUCGAGUGUCGAUGAAGGUACGGAUUUAUUGAGAGAAAAAGAGAAAAAAAAAAUCAACAAAACAAACGAGAGAAAGGAAGGAAGAAAGAAAACAGAAGCAUACAAGCCAUGUGAAAUGAAAAAUGAAUAAAAGUACGGUGUAACCAAGAGUCAGAAGCGACAAAACGAAUAAAUUCUGUGUAUGUGUGCUUUGCAAAAGCAUUAAUUCAUCCUCAUUUAAACCGCGAUACACGACACAAUUGGGGUGUGCGGACUCUCUCAAGCCUGGUUUCGAAGGCGAACAUUUUUUUCGUUGGAGCUGUGAAGUUCUGGAUCACACACAACACAGCAAAAAUACAGCGCAACAAAACACAAUACACAAUCUCUUGACCAGCAAAAGAAAAUCGUUAAUCGGAUAUCAUCGAAUAAGCUUUUGGCCUGCAACUCAUUCAAUAUUUAGUCGAACCACGUACCAACUCAGGGAACAUAAAGUACAGAGUAAUGGAAGAAUGGAUAACGAACAACCGCACCAAGAGUUGGUGAAAUGCGUCUUAGUUGGUGACACCGCAGUGGGAAAAACACGAUUAAUUUGUGCCAGAGCUUGCAACAAGCAUGUUUCACUGUCUCAACUCCUGUCAACACACGUACCAACAGUAUGGGCCAUAGAUCAAUAUAGAAUUUACAAAGAUGUGCUUGAACGAUCAUGGGAAGUAGUUGAUAAUGUGAACGUUUCACUUCGGCUAUGGGACACGUUUGGGGACCAUGACAAAGAUCGUCGUUUCGCUUACGGCCGAUCGGAUGUUGUGCUUUUGUGUUUUUCAAUAGCAAAUCCAACGUCACUACGGAAUUGUUUGGCAAUGUGGUAUCCGGAAAUUCGACGAUUUUGCCCAGAAACUCCAGUCAUUUUAGUCGGAUGCAAAAACGAUCUUCGAUAUAUGUAUCGUGAUGAGGCUUAUUUAUCGUAUUUUGGUGACAAAAGUCCACUUGUUAGAGCUGCACAAAAAAAUGAUCUAGUCAUGCCAGAUGAGGCUCGUGCUGUGGCAAAGGAGCUUGGAAUUGCCUACUACGAAACCAGCGUAUUCACAUAUUUCGGUGUGAACGAAGUGUUUGAAAAUGCGAUCCGAGCCGCGUUGAUUCAACGGAGACAUCAACGAUUUUGGAUGACAAAUUUAAAACGGGUCAAACGACCACUAUUACAGGCUCCGUUUCGACCACCAAAACCAUUGCCACCCGAACUCACAAUUUUGUCGGAGACCCAUCAGAAGGACAUGCUCAACAUGUUGAAAAAUCAAUUCUAUGCUGAUUUAGUGAUAGUUGUGAGUUCGAUUCGAUUUUUUGUGCAUCGUUUUGCCAUUGCAGGCGGGUCGCAAGCAUUCAAUAGAUUGUUGAACAUUGAUUUCACCGACAUGGGCGCCAGAAGUAGCAGCGAAUCAAGUGUGGUUAGCUCAACGUACGGUGACAAUUCAAAUGCCGAUUUCAACGAAGAAACCGAAUACUUGAUUCGCUGUGAUCAAAGCAAAUUACCACAACCGAGAAUGUGGGAACAGCUUAAAAGGCGAUCGAGCUACCAAGCACUUCCAACAAUCGAAUCAAAAAAGCCAAUCGAUAUUUUUAGGGACUUACAUCAUCCAAUUUUUCAAAAUAUUAGGAUAGUACAUAACGAAUCGAGUCGUCACAAUUCGAAUUUGAUUCAGGCUCAAACAACCGUCACGCUAAGUAAAUUAGUAACACCACAAGCAGUGCAUCAAUGUUUGAAAUUUAUUUAUUCGGGAUCUUUUGACUUGGACUAUCCAAAUCUGAAGACUACUUCAAUAGGACUUUUACUGGAAAUACAACAAGCUGCUGAAGUUUUAGAAAUUCCAUACUUGAGCAAAGCGAUUGCCUCUUUUAUACAACAACCGGCAGCACAAAAUGAAAAUGUUCAAAGUUACUUAUUGCUCGUAAAGAAAAAUCUGGAAAAAUUCAUUGGAUCGAGUGCAUUUACGGAUGUUACAUUUGAGCUUGAUGAUGGCAAAAUGAAAUCACAUCGAGCAAUGCUAAUAGCACGAUGUGAUAUGAUGCGAGCCAUGCUGAAUGGUGACUUUAGAGAAGCGCAUGCACACACUAUCAUUUUCCCAGGCGUCACAAAAUAUUCAUUUCAUAAGCUUCUGUGCUAUUUGUACACCGACGAAAUACCUCAAAUAUCGACCGACAAAUGCUUAAAUCUGUUGGAAGUGGCGAAUCGACUGUGUCUGCCUCGUUUGAUCAAUUUAAUUGAAUGCCGUGUCAUCGAGGAUCUGACAAAUAUGUCACAAAAUGACACUAUCGAAACGGUGAAAAAUUGUCUGCAUCUCCUCGAACCGGUCAAGUUACACAAUGCGCACCAAUUGGCCGAAUGGUGCAUGUCGUACUUGUGUGUCAAUUACAAUGUAAUAUGUAAAACAUUGCCGAAAAAUUUGAAAGCACUGCAUCCAGAGAAUCAGGAGUAUUUGCGUGAAAAUCGAUGGCCGCCGGUAUGGUAUCUCAAGGAUUUUGAUUACUAUCAACGAUGUAUGAACGAAAUGAAUCGUGAAUGUAAGCAAGGGAGUCGUGGCAAGAUCAAGGAUGAAAAUGAGGGUUGCAUGUGUUUUUCGGGUGGUAGCAAGAAGCGGCGACAAGAAAUCGAUUCGGCCCGAACGAAUAAUUCACGCCUGGUUUAUUCACCGGACAACAUGAACCUGAUCAACAAUAAUGGCAAUCAGAACUCAAUUAACAUGAUUGAUGCAGACCCAGAAGCGGAUUUAAAUCUUUGACAUUUGGCCAAUUAUGGAUCAGGCUCCAUUGAAUUUACCGUCGUUUUACCCGUUCUCAUUUGUUUUAUAUGCACAAUUCUGAGUAUCCUGAUUCUUCUGCAAAUGUUCGUUUAAGUAGUGCCGAUUAGUCGACAAACGUAGAGUCACCAAUAUGAAUGGAGCAUCGCAUUCAAUCGACACAUUUUCAUAACAUUAUUCCAAAAACAAAAAUACACGGCGAAAAACAUUUAUUGUCUAUGAGGCAUAUUCCAUUGAAGACUGUCAUUUUACGUAAAACGUAGUUUAACUGUAACAACAAACAAACCAAAAAGCGUAAACAUUUGGGAACGUUUGUAUGAGAGACAUAACAAAUGAAUCUUUUUGUAUUUGAUUAAUUGAACAAAAGACAUUUUAUCCUAUUCGCAAACCAAUUCAACGCAAAAAAAAAAACCAAUCCAUAUAAAAUACGCAAUUAAAUUUACGGAAACGUUUCAUAUAUAGUAUAACAACAACAACAAAAUCGUCCGCGAUAGUAAUUUUAGUGCAGAAUAUUUUUCCAUUUCCAAAAAUGUAAUUUUCUCCAAUGAAAACACUUCAAUUUUUAUUAUUCCGACCAGCGACUUAGAUUUAUAAUAAUACAAAAAUAUAAUCGAUUCGGUUUUUCUACUAAAAAAAAAAAUGCGAGAAUACAAAAAAAAAACUUUUCCACUUCAAUUGCAUUUAAUAAUAUUUUCAUGCUAAUUUUUUUUCGUUGGCAUUUCUUUCCUACGAUUUCGUUUGCCAAGCAGAAAUUUUUUUAUUUAAAACUUUUAAAUCGAGAAUACUCUUGCUUUACUUCUCAUUUCUUUACUGGCGAAAAUAAAAUUGAAAUUAUUCAAAAAAAAAAAAAAAUAUUCAAAACAAA
Sitodiplosis mosellana (orange wheat blossom midge) is the source of this 4596-nucleotide messenger RNA. RefSeq names its product rho-related BTB domain-containing protein 2 (gene RhoBTB). Lineage: Eukaryota; Metazoa; Arthropoda; Insecta; Diptera; Cecidomyiidae. The record is from RefSeq and is a predicted model, not a curated record. Gene Ontology annotation, molecular function: protein binding; GTPase activity; GTP binding. The coding region runs from base 1452 to 3713 and encodes 753 amino acids. Gene Ontology annotation, biological process: small GTPase-mediated signal transduction. The transcript is spliced from 14 exons.